AUGAAGCUCCAAUAUUACUUCAUGAACUUAAAGAUGUUAGUCACCCUUGAUGAAUAUGGCCACCUUGAUGGUAUUGGUGAUGCAGCAGUUGACCAGUUAACAAGAAUAAAUGUCGGACCAGAAGUAUCCUUACUCUACAAUCUAAUGAAGGUCUUAAAACAAAUGGCGGAGGAAUCCCUAAAUUUAAUAGGAAAGAAGAGGUUAUAUAUGACCGAGCAUGUUAUACAUUUGUAUAUGGAGUUUGUCGAUUUACGGAAACUCAGGAAGGCUUAUCGAGCUCCUGGCCUGGCUAAGGUCGUUGCAGAUACCCUAGUUGCCAUAACAGUGUCAUUUGUUACAAUUGGCUUGACCUUAGAAGAUAUUGAAGGAAAGAGAUACAAGUUUUUUGCGGACCUCUUUGAUAGUACUUACAAAAGCAUACGUGAAUCAGAAAUAUUUAGUUCGGUCUAUCAGGUUCUGCGACUUGACCACGCACAGUAUCUAUCUUCCCUUGGGAAGAAGGCAGCCGAUUCCAGUAUUUUCUUUCAUCAUUUCCCAGUGCCGUAUCAGGAAUCAUCGGAGGAAGUCCCGGAAGAGUUCAGAGACAGCGUGACGCUGGCGGUGAUGGAGGCGCCGGUGCUGCUGCACUCGUCCAAGAUGGUGACAGACGAGUCGACGCUGAUUCGCCUGCUACUGGAGUCCGGGCUGGACCCCUUCACGCGGUGUCCUCUAGACCAGGGCUCCUAUAGUCGUCUUCCCCAACUCCAGGCGGACAUCCUUGCAUGGAAGGAAACUACCAAACUUGUGGAAUAA
Messenger RNA from Procambarus clarkii (red swamp crayfish), 792 nucleotides. The record is from RefSeq and is a predicted model, not a curated record. NCBI's taxonomy places the organism in Eukaryota, Metazoa, Arthropoda, Malacostraca, Decapoda, Cambaridae.